AUGGCUGGUAUCUUGUGUGAUCAUCCCCUGUUCAAAAUGAACGUUGAGCUCCUUAGCUGGGACCAACAUCUUACAGCUUCGGACGUUUUGCAUUGUUCUCCUAAAUUUUGGGCUCUGCAAGCCGAUCCCAUCAUGGCAACAGACAUCGCAUGUUACACCAUCUUGGCGGCUCACGUUGGACUCACGAUCGGUACUAUUGCAAAGUUUGCAGAGUCUAGGGAUGAUUUGAAGUCUCUUAUCGAAAAACUCCUACGACUUGAUAUUGUCGGCGUUUAUUUACUGAGCGAGCGAGGUCACGGACUAGACGCUUUCAAUAUUGAAACAACUGCUACACUUACUGAACAUCAUUUCAUUCUCAAUACUCCUCGAGAGGAGGCAGCGAAAUGGAUGCCCGCGACAACCCCGUUGUAUGGUGUUCGAAAGGUGGCGGUUGUGAUGGCGCGAUUGAUCGUUUCUGGCUCUGAUCGAGGUGUUCGGCCCUUUAUCGUGCCCAUAUGCGAUACCCGACAGAUGUGCAGUGGAAUUACCUCCACAAGACUCCCACCUCGCACAGGGUCAUCUCCGCUCGAUUUUUCUAUUACAAGUUUCAAUAAUGUUCGGUUGCCUCAUAGUGCCUUACUAGGAGCCGAUCUUGGGCUACCUGAAGACCCAUUGAAAGCAUGGUGGGAUGAGAUGUGGCGAAUACCCUUAGGAACGGCUGCUGUGGCUGCUCCUCUCAUACAGGGAGUUAGACACGCAGCAUAUAUUGGUGGCCAGUAUUCUCUACAUCGAAUGAUCAUGGGGAAAGGCCCAGCGCCUGUUUCUAUCCUGACCUUCCGCACGCAACAGCGCCCUGUCCUCCAAGCCAUUGCAUGUGCAAUGGUUCUCCAUAACUGGUUUCCUCGCUGCAUAAAGGAUUUAAUGAAUGAUAGUCUUGAUCAUCGGGUCAGACAUGGGCUGGCUGUUAUUUUGAAGACGAGUGCAAGCCGCCUUUCACAGCUUUGCAUUCGCGAAGUUGCGGAACGUUGUGGUGCACAAGGGACUUUCGAGCACAAUUGCUUGAUCCGUAUGGAAGCUGAUGGUCGAGGAGUCAUCAUCGCCGAAGGAGAUGUUCUUGUGCUUUGCAUACGCCUAUUCACCGAGCUCCUUUUGGACAGAUAUACCAUUCCUUCUCCUCGUCAUGCCAACACGAUCUUGUGGGAAAACGUCCUCCAGAACUUUAAAGAGUGCAAGCGUGUUUUGCACGACAAUAUUGGCGACCACCGCAGCGACUCAUUCAACAGACUCCUCUUACCUCUGGCAGAGUCAUCUAUCGCAGCGAUCGGACACGCGUUGGCAUAUUCUGCCGCAAUUGACGCUGGUUUACCGCAACCCGUCAUCGAUAUGUUUGAGUCUGUUGUGCAGCGCAUCAACCAUGGACCUACACUUGAGCAGUGUGCACGAGAAGAUCCGGUGAUUAAUCGCGCUCUUCCGCAAAUCGAAGAAUAUUUGUCCCAGUUAGACAUAGAGCCAUAUGUCUCUGCGCCAAUUGUGACAGACAAGCACUGGAAGGACUACGUGGGCUUACUACCGACGUACUACGGGAACGCGAACCGUGAGGAUGUAUUGGAGCCACUGAUAUCAGCUCGUUUGUGAGGAAGAAUACUUGACAUGCGUGGUCUAGCAGCUCGUUUAUGAUUGGGACUAACCAUGAUGAGGCGACAUGACAUUGUAG
Molecule: messenger RNA, 1693 nt
Organism: Serpula lacrymans var. lacrymans S7.9
Lineage: Eukaryota; Fungi; Basidiomycota; Agaricomycetes; Boletales; Serpulaceae
Exons: 5
Coding region: 1-1614 (537 amino acids)
Biological process (GO): fatty acid beta-oxidation using acyl-CoA oxidase; lipid homeostasis
Cellular component (GO): peroxisome
Molecular function (GO): fatty acid binding; acyl-CoA oxidase activity; FAD binding
Source: RefSeq, a predicted model, not a curated record